Molecule: messenger RNA, 1714 nt
Organism: Coffea arabica (coffee)
Lineage: Eukaryota; Viridiplantae; Streptophyta; Magnoliopsida; Gentianales; Rubiaceae
Product: PP2A regulatory subunit TAP46
Biological process (GO): regulation of dephosphorylation; regulation of signal transduction
Cellular component (GO): cytosol
Molecular function (GO): protein phosphatase 2A binding
Source: RefSeq, a predicted model, not a curated record
UUCAUCACCUGGUGCCGGCCACCCCCACGCCUCUCUCUCUCUCUUGCACACUAUAACUCUUUCAACCGGCGCUAACCUACGCACUAGGCGUACGAGUUGCCGCGAUCCUCCCCUCUGUCCCAACCUAUUCGUAUCAGAAUACACGAGAAAAGCACAAAUAAGGAAUUUCAAAAGAAAGAGAAGCUCCUUCUCUCCCUUCCGAAUUCCAGAUUGAUACAAAUUUUAGGCUAACUAAAGCAGAGUCGUAGGGUUUUGAAUUUCGGUAAUCGAAUAAGUUCACCUAUGGGUGAAAUGAAGAUGGAGGAGUUGUCUUUGCCAGCUCUUUUCGAGCAGGCUCGAAAGAUUCAUCUCGCCGCCUCCGAAUCAACGGUUGAUCAGGAGACCCUGAAAAAAGGUUGUGAAAAUUUGGCGCAGUGCGAGGAAAUGAUGAGUAAAUUAGGACUCUUCUCGACAAAUGAGACCAAGGAUGACAUUAGCACCACUAAUCUCAAGUAUCUUCUCGUGCUGUUCUAUCUUGGUGAGUUGACAGAAAAAGUUGCGCAAGAUGACAGGAUACAGGUUCUCAAGGUUUCUCAAGCUAAGCUAAAGGAAUUUAUUUCGUUCUGUGAAGCCAUGGAGCUUGUGCCUGAAGAAGAGUUACAAAUGUCCUCUUCAGGGGGUGCUAAUUCUUUUGCUGACCUUAGGGCAAAAAAGGUUGCUCGUUUUAGACGGCAGAAAGCUGCUGAGGCAAAACUGCUUGAAAUAAAGGAGCGAAAGGAAAGGCGAGGCCGGUCAACUAGAGCAGCAGCAAUAUCCACUCCUGUUGAGACAAGGGAAGAAGAUUUGCUGGAUGAUGAUGGAGAAGAGGAGAGGGAGGCUUGGCUUACUACCAUCUCAUUGGCCCUCUGCAAGGCUUUUGAUCUGCUGGAAAUGCUUAAGAAGGAGGAAGAAAUGCUAUCUGCCAUUAACGAGAAGAAGUUACAGGAAGGGGACGGGGAAGUUUCACCAGCUAUUCUUGAUGAACGCGCUAAGAAAGCUGAGGCUUGGCAUCGUGAUGCAGCUUCUCGGGCUAGAUUCACAAAACCAGCUGCCCCCAUCACAUGUGCUACUUUUGCUCAGGAUGUUAUCGAAGGAAGAAAGAGGGUUUCAGAUGCCCAUGAGCACAAACAUCAGCCAAUGAUAUUUGGACCAGCAAGUCUUGUUGCCAAAAACCCAACAAGUGAGCGGGAAAGGCUUGCUGCACAAGUUUUCCAGCCUCAUUACAGGCUGCCAACCAUGAGCAUCGAGGAAGCUGGGCUAAAGGAGAUGGAGAUCAUGAACAAAUGGCAGGAGAGAAAUGCGAAGCUUAUGGAAGAAGCCAAUUCAUCAUGGUAUAAGGACAAGUUAAGACCUGGUGAAGAUGAGGAGGAGGACGAUGAUGCAGCUCAAGAAAAGGCAAGGCAGUGGGAUGACUGGAAAGAUGAUAACCCACGUGGUGCUGGCAACAAGAAGCUAACCCCUUGCGGUUAAUAUAAGGUGGUUUUAUGGCUGUCCCUGUUUUCUUUGUUUACCAAUAAGCUACUUUUUUAGGCAAGUCUUGACACCAAUUGAACAUCUGUAAUAAUUUUGUUCAUCAAUUUGAAUUCAUUCUCUUGUAUAUAACAAUGAGAUUAUUUACAUGUUGAUGGAGAUUUUUGUAACAGUAGUGUCCUGUAUUUUAAAGAUCAAUGCAUAAGUCUCGGUUGGCUUCUCUUGA